Messenger RNA from Chenopodium quinoa (quinoa), 2442 nucleotides. RefSeq lists its product as uncharacterized. The transcript is spliced from 10 exons. Lineage: Eukaryota; Viridiplantae; Streptophyta; Magnoliopsida; Caryophyllales; Amaranthaceae. Gene Ontology annotation, biological process: vegetative to reproductive phase transition of meristem. The coding region runs from base 178 to 1950 and encodes 590 amino acids. The record is from RefSeq and is a predicted model, not a curated record.
AUUAACAAACAAACAAAAAAAGUAUUAUAUUCGAGAAAAUAAAAUUAUACUACUACUGUAUAAUAUUAAUUGUUAAUAGUAAGGCGGUUCAUCAAAUUCAUAUACUUGUAAGUUAAUUAUAAUUAUUCUUCUACACGUACCAUCAAAAUUAAAAAUUUCUAGAAAAAUAAAAUACAAAUGAAUGUACCAGUGGGAUUUAUAGCGAAGCUUUGGAGCUUCAUCAAAUUUUUGCCCUUUUUCAUUUCGCUCUUUAUUUUGGGCAUCCUCAAAGCUUUAGUCAUCAGUCCGAUUGCAGCUGGCAUUAUCGGUGUUGGAAACUCUUCGGUGAUUAUUGGACUUUGGCCUGCCCAUAUCAUUUGGACUUUCUACUGUGUAGCAAGAACAAAGAAACUUGGAAUUACGCUGAAGAUUUUGAUGCUGCUUUCCUUGCCAUUGCCUCUUGUUCUUUGGCCUAUUGCUGGUAUUCUUGGGAGCUUUAUAGGUGGCUUUGGAUUUGGGUUUUUUUCGCCAAUACUUGCAACUUUUGAAGCUGUUGGAGAAAAUGUCGCUGACAAAACCUACCAUUGCAUAGUUGAUGGCUGUUGGGAAACGAUUCAGGGAAGCUGCACAGUGGUACGGGACUUCACUGAUUUUUGCUUCCACUCCUACUUCUCCUACAUGGAUGAGCUCAUCAUGAAAAGACCCGCUGAUGAGAAGCCUCUGGAGAUAAAGCUAUCAAGGUUGCCGGGUUGUUUGUUGGUCAGCCUAGUCGGGUUGUUGAUAGAUGUACCUUCGAUAACAGUUCUUGCUCUUUGGAAGAGCCCAUACAUGCUUUUUACUGGAUGGAAAAGGCUAAUUGAAGAUUUCCUUGGAAGAGAAGGACCGUUCCUCGAGACAGUAUGUGUCCCAUUUGGUGGUCUGGCCAUUAUCCUUUGGCCUCUUGCCGUGGUUGGAUCAGUUCUUGCUGCAUUUAUGUCUAGUUUUUUUCUUGGAUUCUAUGCUGGUAUUGUCGUUCAUCAGGAAAAAUCUUUGAGAAUGGGAAUUGCAUUUGUUGUAGCUGCUGUCUCACUCUUCGAUGAGUAUGCAAAUGACUUACUCUAUUUGGAACCCGGAUCACGCCUUCCCAGGCCAAGAUAUCGUAAUCAUGUCCCUCCAGAUAGCUUACAUAGAAGAAACUCAUCAUAUGACAAUGGAAGUAAUGUUGAAAAGGAUGGAAAAGAAGAGCUAAGUGAUUCAAAGCUUAUCUCACAACGCUCGAGAACAUUGAAAGCAGCAAUUCAACAAUAUAAGCCUAUAAAGGUACUGGAUUGGUUGUUUAAAUCAUGUGAGGUGAAUGGAAGGAAAUUACUUCAUGAAGGUCUGAUAAAUGUGAGAGACAUCGAAGAGUGUGUUGUGAAAGGGGACUGCAAGAAAUUGGGUACUGCACUCCCUGCAUGGUGCAUUUUGAAGUGUUUGCUUGCCUCUGCUAAGUCGGAUGCACCUGGUUUAGUCAUCUCUGAUGAGGCAGAUUUGACGAUUACAAAUUGGCCAAGAGAUAAAAUGUUUCAGUGGUUAAUCGAACCUUUGUUGGUCAUGAAAGAGCAGAUCAGAAUAUUAAAUUUGGAUGACAGUGAAGAGGCUUGUUUGUGUCGAGCAAUCAUGAUUUGCAAAAAUGAGACACCAGAGGAUUGGGAUAAUAUUGGGUUUCCAUCUGAAGAUAAUGUCAGAAGAGCACAACUACAAUCUGUCAUCAGAAGAUUGCAGGGGAUUGUGGGAUCCAUGACAAGAAUGCCAACUUUCAGGCGGCGAUUCCAGAAUUUGGUCAAAGUAUUGUAUAUGGAGGCUGCCAAGACUGGUGCCUUGGUGAACUACAUUGUGUCAAACUCUACGGAAAAAAAAGCUACACAGAGUGAGAAGUUGGAUCAAACCUCAGAAGAAACAGCCAGGGGAGGAAGCGAGCAUAACGUGGCAAAUAUGUAUAGGCAGGCAUAGCAUUUCUGAGAUAUUUUGGUAGUUGAGUUGCAGUCUUGCAGAUGCUGGAAUCAGAAAGGGAGACUUUCAAUGCCAAUGAAUGGAACUGAUCAACCAACUAUCAGAUGUUUUGUAAAGAUUAACUCUACUGCUAGCCCACAGCCCGAUAAUUUAGCCGGUGAAAGCAAUACUAGGUUAUAGUUCUUUUAUUGAAGCUUUGACAGAAGACCAUGAAUGAACUAAUUAGUCGAUUGCUCUCUUAUAGGAACUAAUUUUAUGAUUUUGGUCGUUAAGGCACCUAGAUGUCCUUGAUCCUCGAUAAAACCAGUUGUACCAUAUGCAUGGUUCCAAGAAUACAUUAUUUGACCUGUAAACUCAUUUGGAGUCCUUCCAAAUGAAUAAAAGAGCCAAAUUAGUAGCUUCAGUAGGUUCUACAGUAGAUAUUACCCUUGUUUGUAGAUAAUAUUUUUUAUUAAUCACACUAUUAUAAAAUAUCUUAUAUAAGUUGCUAUA